Molecule: messenger RNA, 282 nt
Organism: Mycotypha africana
Lineage: Eukaryota; Fungi; Mucoromycota; Mucoromycetes; Mucorales; Mycotyphaceae
Exons: 3
Coding region: 1-282 (93 amino acids)
Molecular function (GO): zinc ion binding
Source: RefSeq, a predicted model, not a curated record
AUGCCAACAACUGCUAGCGGCGAUAAUAACAAUAACAAUAAACCUGUUCAGGCUAAUAAAGGAAGAUGUUUCAAAUGUCGAUUAAAGGUACCCUUGGCUAAACAAGCUGCGAAUAAAUGUAGAUGUGGUUAUGUGUUCUGUGAUAGUCAUCGAUAUCCUGAUAGACAUGAUUGCGAUAUUGAUUAUGCAAAACUGGAUAGAGAAAUACUUGCAAAGAACAACCCCAAAUUACAUGAACGUCCCAAGGGCGGUAGAUCAUUCCAACGUAUUGACAGUAUAUAA